AUGGGCAAUCAACUCUGCUGCGCAAGGGAGAGGACGAAGGAUCCGGCAGAUAGACCUGUUCCACAGAAGGUCUAUCUCAACCACAAUCCAGCACAGCGAACUCCUGCUAAUGAGGAGGUGCAACCUCCUACGGUACACAGCGCGACUCUCAAGAAGAUAGUGCUCUCAUCCAGCGUGCCAGCACAGCAUGAAGAAGAUCAUUCACACCACGCCAAGGCGCAAGCAAGCACUCCCUUUGCUGACAGAGCCAUUCUCCGUCGGUCGCCCUAUGCCAGUGUGAUGAUGACUCCCGUUGCAAUGCCUUACGCCAGCAUACAACACACGAGCAAUCCGACAGAAGAAUCUGAGAAUACGUUGCUGUAG
Guillardia theta CCMP2712 is the source of this 363-nucleotide messenger RNA. RefSeq lists its product as hypothetical. The record is from RefSeq and is a predicted model, not a curated record. Bases 1 to 363 code for a protein of 120 amino acids. Lineage: Eukaryota; Cryptophyceae; Pyrenomonadales; Geminigeraceae. The transcript has a single exon.